This is a messenger RNA of Salvelinus namaycush (lake trout), 1986 nucleotides long. RefSeq lists its product as uncharacterized. The record is from RefSeq and is a predicted model, not a curated record. The transcript has 24 exons. NCBI's taxonomy places the organism in Eukaryota, Metazoa, Chordata, Actinopteri, Salmoniformes, Salmonidae. Bases 122 to 1936 code for a protein of 604 amino acids.
AGGUACAGAGUUCAUCUGUUUUGUUUGUCUACUGUGUCACUGGUGGCUAUAAAGUGGCAGUGUGCAGUGGUACAACGCACUGUGAGUCUACGAUCACAGGGAGAAGCCGCUCAUCUCUAGAAUGAAGUCUCUCGUGCUCCUGCUAUUGGUGGCUGUUACUGUAUCAUCUGUGGUGUCUAAACCCCUUCCUGAAGACUCUGAAGCAGAGGUUCACAAGGAGUUUGAGACAUGGAAAGUUAAAUAUGUUUCCCGUGUGUAUCAAGAAUGGUCCCCCACCCAGAGGACAUCCAGGCAACUUCACAAAGGGAAGAGCUAUCCGUCUACCGAGGAGGAAGCCAAACGUAAGGGGAUGUGGUUAGCGACGAGGAAGAGGGUGAUGGAACACAAUACGAGAGCAGGAAAUGGAUUAGAGAGCUACACCAUGGCGGUCAAUCACUUUGCUGACCUGACUACUGAGGAGGUUCCUAAAGGACUUUUGCCCAUGCCUCGACCUGAGGAAGAAGAGGUGGACAAAGAGUUUGAGAUGUGGAAAACUGUCAAUGGUAAGACCUAUAACUCCACCGAGGAGGAAGCUAGGCGUAAGGAGAUCUGGUUAGCUACCAGGGCAAGAGUGAUGGAACACAACAAGAGAGCAGAGAAUGGAUCAGAGAGCUUCACCAUGGGGAUGAAUCAUCUUUCUGACAGGACUACUGCGGAGGUUACAGGACAAAGGCUUCAAGAUAGGGAGGAAGCAGAAGUGCACAAGGAGUUUGAAACAUGGAAAGUUAAAUAUGGAAAGACCUAUCCGUCCACCGAGGAGGAAGCUAAGCGCAAGGAGAUCUGGCUAGCUACUAGGAAGAUGGUGACGGAACACAACAAGAGAGCAGAGAAUGGCCAGGAGAGCUUCACCAUGGCAGUCAAUCACUUUGCUGACUUGACUACUGAGGAGGUUCCUAAAGGACUUUUGCCCAUGCCUCGACCUGAGGAAGAAGAGGUGGACAAAGAGUUUGAGAUGUGGAAAACUGUCAAUGGUAAGACCUAUAACUCCACCGAGGAGGAAGCUAGGCGUAAGGAGAUCUGGUUAGCUACCAGGGCAAGAGUGAUGGAACACAACAAGAGAGCAGAGAAUGGAUCAGAGAGCUUCACCAUGGGGAUGAAUCAUCUUUCUGACAGGACUACUGCGGAGGUUACAGGACAAAGGCUUCAAGAUAGGGAGGAAGCAGAAGUGCACAAGGAGUUUGAAACAUGGAAAGUUAAAUAUGGAAAGACCUAUCCGUCCACCGAGGAGGAAGCUAAGCGCAAGGAGAUCUGGCUAGCUACUAGGAAGAUGGUGACGGAACACAACAAGAGAGCAGAGAAUGGCCAGGAGAGCUUCACCAUGGCAGUCAAUCACUUUGCUGACUUGACUACUGAGGAGGUUCCUAAAGGACUUUUGCCCAUGCCUCGACCUGAGGAAGAAGAGGUGGACAAAGAGUUUGAGAUGUGGAAAACUGUCAAUGGUAAGACCUAUAACUCCACCGAGGAGGAAGCUAGGCGUAAGGAGAUCUGGUUAGCUACCAGGGCAAGAGUGAUGGAACACAACAAGAGAGCAGAGAAUGGAUCAGAGAGCUUCACCAUGGGGAUGAAUCAUCUUUCUGACAGGACUACUGCGGAGGUUACAGGACAAAGGCUUCAAGAUGGGGAGGAAGCAGAAGUGCACAAGGAGUUUGAAACAUGGAAAGUUAAAUAUGGAAAGACCUAUCCGUCCACCGAGGAGGAAGCUAAGCGCAAGGAGAUCUGGCUAGCUACUAGGAAGAUGGUGACGGAACACAACAAGAGAGCAGAGAAUGGCCAGGAGAGCUUCACCAUGGCAGUCAAUCACUUUGCUGACUUGACUACUGAGGAGGUUCCUAGAGGGCUUUUCUCCAUGGUAACGUACCAGCAUUUCAAAAUGAAUGAAGACGACAAGACUCUAUGAGGAAUUAACUAUUUUGCAAUUUACAAUAUAUAUAAACACUACACUUUCAA